Cornus florida is the source of this 958-nucleotide messenger RNA. Its product is annotated as protein OXIDATIVE STRESS 3-like. The record is from RefSeq and is a predicted model, not a curated record. The transcript has 2 exons. NCBI's taxonomy places the organism in Eukaryota, Viridiplantae, Streptophyta, Magnoliopsida, Cornales, Cornaceae. Bases 266 to 856 code for a protein of 196 amino acids.
GUGUGUAUAUAUAACUCUUUCCCACUUUUCCAACCCACCACCAUGUACGUUUCAAUCUUCCCAAUCCUCCAAAAUCUUGAAGAUGGCAUGUUUGAUAGCUUUAUUGGAAUUCGCAGCAUAAGAGAGUAGCAGAGUUUUGGUACUAGUACUUCUUCGUGUUGAUUGAGAGUUGCACUGUGCGUUACUGUGUGUGUAUAUAUAUGCAUGUUUGUUUGUUGGGGAGUGAAACUGAGAUUAGGGGUGUGUCUGGGAGAUCGGUUUGGGAAUGGGUUUUUCUUCUUUCAACCAACAAAGCAAGCUUGGGAUCAUGGAUGAGGAAGCUGUUGAAGUUGAUUCAGUUUCAUCUUCUUCCUCUGAGGUUUUGAGUAUGGUGUCUUCUGAGUCAGAUUCAAUGGAUCAGGAGGUGACUUCCUCGCCGUCCCCUUCCAUUUCUCCGCCGUCCGGCCAACUUGGGGCUGACUCUUUGCAUGACAUGUCCUCUCUCCUCCAACAACUUCCCUUCAAGAGAGGGCUCUCAAAGCAUUUCCAAGGGAAGUCACAGUCCUUCACUUCAUUGUCAAAUGUGAGGUGUUUGGCGGAUCUAGCGAAACCUGAGAACCCCUACAACAAGAGGUUGAAGUCAUGCAAAAGCUAUGCUGGAUUGUUAGAUCAGAGCCACAGAUCAUCACCAAACAACCCUCCAAGGAAUAAUGUUUCCUCAAGGCUCAUCUCAAAGAAGGCAUCAAGGGGCUCUUGUUCUUCACUUAGUGCAAAGAGGAAUGCUAGUUUCCUCGGAAGCAGACCACCCAUCAACAACACUCCCAUGAGAUCCACUAGUUCUAGCAACAUUUCUAAUCAAACCCCUUUGUUUGCUUGAAAUGGGUAUUUUAGUAAUUUGAACAACUGAGCCAAUCUUUGAUCUCUGUGUGUGUGUGGUACUUUUGUUUGUAAUUAAUAACCAUAUCACUUGACAAUGUAA